AUGGUCUUUUCAGACAAGAACCUGCACCAGGGCUAUAGGUCAGCUGUAGCAGCCAUUCGGUGUCUAACUGCCAUGAGACCAGAAGGAAGCACGAGGGCUAGGAUACUGCCGAGUUGCCCAAGCCUAGACAGGGAAAGUCGAGAGGCAGGGGUCGGGUUCGGACCACGGACAAUCCGAAGCUCUUGUCUCCGAUCGUCAAACCACAUGGUCUUUUCAGACAAGAACCUGCACCAGGGCUAUAGGUCAGCUGUAGCAGCCAUUCGGUGUCUAACUGCCAUGAGACCAGAAGGAAGCACGAGGGCUAGGAUACUGCCGAGUUGCCCAAGCCUAGACAGGGAAAGUCGAGAGGCAGGGGUCGGGUUCGGACCACGGACAAUCCGGUCAGUAAAUUUGCGCCCAAACCACUGA
Messenger RNA from Opisthorchis viverrini, 408 nucleotides. RefSeq lists its product as hypothetical. Lineage: Eukaryota; Metazoa; Platyhelminthes; Trematoda; Opisthorchiida; Opisthorchiidae. The record is from RefSeq and is a predicted model, not a curated record. The transcript has 2 exons. Bases 1 to 408 code for a protein of 135 amino acids.